Anguilla anguilla (European eel) is the source of this 3543-nucleotide messenger RNA. Its product is annotated as zinc finger matrin-type protein 4-like. The record is from RefSeq and is a predicted model, not a curated record. Gene Ontology annotation, molecular function: nucleic acid binding; zinc ion binding. Lineage: Eukaryota; Metazoa; Chordata; Actinopteri; Anguilliformes; Anguillidae. Bases 963 to 1670 code for a protein of 235 amino acids. The transcript is spliced from 8 exons.
CGGUGAAUUGACAGCAAAUAAUAUGGGCGAUUACACUCACCAUUAGCAAUGGCCUCUGGCACCGUCCGAACCAAAAUGGUGAUUGAUCACCCAGCGCGCUAUCGCGCAAAAGACAUCACAGUGGAGUGAUUUAAACCUGCGCCAUAUAGCUUAUGGUACUUAAAAUAUCACGCGCUCUAACUGCGCUUAAUGUGAUUCGGCUGCUGACGUUCAUGCUCAAGAAACUGCUGCUGCAUAAGAGUACAUGUUUUCGUCAAACCUUCCCCAUAGUGCCGAUAAUUGUGCGGGAGCCUGGAGGGUGUUACGUGGGCUACGGCUUUCUGGUACGCUCCUUAUGCCACAACCUGCAUGUUUCUCUAUUUCUCACUAUCGUGCUCUGGCCCUCACUCGCUCCCUUGUCUCUCUUGCGCGCACUCCCCCUCUUUCGCUGGCGCUCCUAGACAUUCGUGAAUAGACGACAGACAAGCCGCUUCGAAAUCAAUACAGUACGAAGGAAACCGGAGCCGAGUUGUGGGUGCGCUCCUCUACGGCGAUCAUAUACCUGCAGUCUCGGGGAGAUUUGAGAUUAUGUGAUCAAGACCCGAAUCAAGUGGAACAGCGGAACAGAAGAAUUUCGCCAGUUGCCUCUGUCGUCAAGGUCCUGUGCGCAUAUUGGAGAUAAUGGAAGGACAGCAAAACCGUUAUCCGGCAGCAACAUACCUAAACUUUUCUGGAUGCAUGCGCAAUGUUUGAAACUUCACACUUGGAUUAGUUUGAGAAUUGAAACGUGUGUAUUUGGAGGAGGCACGUGCGGGACCACAGUGAGAGCCACCAUCUCGAAAUGGAGAACACUUGGAACGGUGGUGAUUCUUCCCAGGAGUGGCUGGCCUCCCAAAGCUUCUCCGAGGGCACAGUGACAACUCAUCCAGGAAGUCACAAAUGAUCCCAGAAGAUCAUCCAAAGAACUGCAGGCCUCAGCUAAGAUGAAGUCCGCGGGGGUUGGUGACGGAAGUCUCUUCACGGAGAGCUACUGCAACAUCUGCAAUGCCCAGCUGAUCUCUGAGUCCCAGCGUGUCGCCCACUACGAGAGCAAGAAACACGCCAAUAAAGUGCGUCUGUUCUACAUGCUGCACCCCGAGGAUGGGGGCCCGCCCUCCAAGAGGCUGAGACCUGACAACCCGGACAGCGAUGAGACCGAAGUGGACCGAAACAAGUGCUGUACCCUGUGCAACAUGUUCUUCACCUCCGCCAUCGUGGCACAGUCCCACUACCAGGGCAAAACGCAUGCCAAGAGGGUUCGGCUGGUCCUGGGGGAGCCACCGAGCAUGCCCCCUCCAACAGACUCCGCCCCCAGCAUGCCCCCGUCGGUGGACCCGCCCCCGCUGCUCCCCCCGUCGUGGCUGCCGGCCAACAACGGGGAGGCGGGGAAGUUCUGCUGUCUGUGCGGCGCCUGGUUCAACAAUCCCCUGAUGGCACAGCAGCACUACGAGGGGAAGAAGCACAAGAGGAACGCGGCGCGCGCGCGGCUCCUGGAGCAGCUGGCGGGCAGCCUGGACGCCACCGAGACCACAGGCCUACGCAGUAGCUACUCCUGUAGCGUGUGCAAUGUGAUUCUCAACUCCAUUGAGCAGUACCAUGCCCACCUCCAGGGAUCCAAGCAUCAAAACAAUUUAAAGCAGCACCAGAAGUGACGGCCCGUCGGAGAAACCAAGCGGAACAGCGGCGGGACCCGCGGCUCGUGCGACCCGGAGCACGUGCCGUCCGGCGCUUUCCAGGACUCGACGGGGGGGACUGGCAGCCUUUGCUUUCGCCGAGGGUCUGACAACUGUGCUUAAAAACCGACAAAAAAAAAAAAGACAACAAAACUGUCUUGGAGGUCGUCGAGGUGCUGGAAAUCAGUCAUCCUGCUGUCCCCUGUGACUGUGAACUUUAAGUGAUGUCAAUAAACGGUGAAGAAAAAAAAAGGAUGGUGUGAACCAUUAACAUCUGGCUGAAGCUCACACAGAAGCUCAAAAAUUCCUUGCGGGUUUCCAAGUCUCCUAGCCAAAACUAGGUCAGGUGGGAGGGGCAGUUGGUAGGUGGGAGGACUGCCCUAAAUACUUUUCUGUUCCCACCCAUGCCACCCCCCCCCCCAAACAAAAAACAAAACAUAAUAUGAUAUAAAACAUUCCAGUUUCCAGUUGGAUAUGCUAAUAGCGAUUAGCUAGAAAUGUGCCAUUUAUCUUCAGUACUACAGCCGAAUGUGGCUGGAACAUUGUGGCAUUACAUCAAGGUUUUUGUCUCCCUCUCUCUAAAAUACAAUUUUUGGAGCCGCAGCUGCGGUCAUGGAUCUGAAAUGUGCCAACCUUUCCUCUGACACUCAGCGCCUGCCCAGCGAAUCUUCGGUUUUGGCUCACCGUCACUGCGGGCAGCACCAAUGUGGGGGAGAGGGGUCUGAAUUGAUUGGAAACUUUGUGAGGUUCUUGAAACACCCCUCCUGGGCUCCUUGGCUUUUCAGGCGCUUAAAUUUAUGCUCGCUCUUUUAAUGGGCUUGUUCCCUGUGAUUGCACUGAGACCAUGCCAUCUCUCCCUCGAGAAGUCAUGUGACCUGUUGUGAAGCGUUCAUCUGGAAAAGACAAAGUUUUAACAUUAUGGCGUUGUUAAAAUAACAGUGCUGGUGCAUUUUUUGAAUGCAUUGUUAAAGAUGUGUACUUGUAUCCAGCUUAGUGCAGGGAUUCAUCAGUCUAGCUGAAAAACAAAACAAACCACUGAACUGUUAUCUGUGAACUGCAUAGUAUGGAACUAUUAAAGUACUGAUUUUGAUUUCAUGAUAUCAGUUUCUGGACGUGAGGGACAACAUAAUGACCGAGCCUGGUGCACAUGCAACAGUUUUCUUCAGCUAUUAAGGAGUGCAUGGGGGGUGGGGUUCAAGAAAAUGUCUCUGGAUCCUCAAGAUGACAUUAAUGACCAUCAUCUAUGUAUUAAUUAUAUAUUCCAGAUAGAACUUUAAUGAAAAAACAGGCUAAAUACACACUCAGGCAUACACAUAUUGUUUCACUUUAUAGAGUAAUAACAGGCAGUUCUCUGUGUUUAUAUUCUUGGUCUUGAACAGUGUGCAAACUUGUCAACUGAUUAGCUUGUUCCUCUUAGCUUCUCUGCAUUUGACUGUCUUUAAAAGGGUCUUUGGUUAUAUAUCUUAAAUGAAGGAAAGCAGUCUAUAAAAGCAGAAUAAUAUAUUACAGAGUAUUUUACUUAGAGAUCUCAGAGAAAUUGAUAUAUUUGUAAGGGGAAGAAUACGACAUGUAAACGGUACUGUAGAAGGUAGUUGGUUUGCUAGUAGCAAGGAAGUCAAGGCAGGUAGUGUAUGUGGGAGGGGGAUAUGGCAGCCUCAAAACACAGCAGAAAAGGUGGGGUUUGACUUCUCUGAGAUGGCUGGGGGAGUUACAGACUCGAGGGGCAGCUACUGAGAAACCAAGGCAGUGUUGCCUGGGAAACAGGUUGGUGCUAUUGGAUCGGAGGUUGAUGAGGGACUUGGUCAUUGUGUGGGUUUUCAACUUAGGUCCAAAUCAAAAAUGGUGAAGAUUU